Messenger RNA from Cladocopium goreaui, 963 nucleotides. Lineage: Eukaryota; Dinophyceae; Suessiales; Symbiodiniaceae. The record is from the annotation of a GenBank genome assembly.
AUGAAGAUGAGCCUCGCCAAGAUGCUUGCCAUGUGGGCUGUGUUGGCUAGCAUUUUUUUGGCCCAGGGUGCCAAAAGUCGUUACGAGGACGCAUCAACUGGCCUUCUUGAGUCAGAUUGGUAUGUCGCGGCUCAGGAUCUCCCAAUGCUCAAUGACUUUUGCGAGAAUUGGGAAGGUCUUCAACAUGCCCAUGUCUUCGACCUGUUCAGCCACUCCAAACGUGUCUGCCAGGCUUUCCAAAGAAAGGGCUUCCGAGGACUUACCUUCGAUAUUCGUUCAUGCCAUUAUGAGGACAUAUUGUCCAAGUCUGGAUUCCUUCUGGCGCUGCAGAGCGCACUUGAGCUGUGCGAGCACGGACUCCUGAUGGUGGCACCUCCAUGUUCGCUGUUUGUUCCAAUUUCAGCAUCAGUACACAGGAGAAAAGCUGAGCAACCUUAUGGGAACAUAAACAACAAGCGAGUGAGAAUGUCUACCCUCAUUGCCCAGAAUUGUGGAAUCCUGAUCAGCCUCAUUUUGUGCUGGCGACCGACCAUCCGGCUGAUUGUUGAGCAGCCAAAGGGUUCUAUGCUUUGGAAGCUGCCAACCUUCGUUUCCUUGAUUCAAGCGUUCGGUUUGAGCUUUGUGCUCACCUACUUGGGUUUUUUCGGAAUGGAUAUCCUCAAGGGAAGCCACCUGCUAACCAAUAUGGAGCAAGCAGGUGCGCUUGCACGCAGAGCAACCAAAGAGGCGAAGCAGAAGUUCAUUGCCCGGGUGAAUUCCAAGUUCGAGAAGCGUCAUGCGGCAGGUCGUCGAGCUAAGGUGUACUACACCUGUGGCACUAAUGAAGCCGGUAAGAAGACUUUUACUGGGGGCAAAGAUUUGGGAUCAACAUCGUGCUAUCCAAAAAGGUUUGCCCGUGCCAUUUUUGCUGUGUGGCAUAAAUAUUACCAAUUGGCUACCAGCAAUGAUCAGGAGGGCCAAUAA